Messenger RNA from Lathyrus sativus (Indian pea), 471 nucleotides. The record is from the annotation of a GenBank genome assembly. Lineage: Eukaryota; Viridiplantae; Streptophyta; Magnoliopsida; Fabales; Fabaceae.
AUGGCAGCCUCUCAAUUUCUCGCGUGCAAGUCUAUCCUGCUUCCAUUUAAGUUUCUUGGACUGUCCGUUGGUGGUAAUCACAGGCAGUUAGCGUUUUGGAGACCGAUUAUUUCUUAUAUUAGGAAAAGGCUUUCAUCGUGGAAGGGUAGGCUUCUAUCCAUUGGUGGUAGGGUCACAUUAAUUAACUUCGUUCUUACGAAUUUUCCAAUUCAUCAUCUAUCUUUUUUCAAGGUGCCGACGAAGUGGCUGUGGAGGUUCACUCAUGAGCAUGAUGCACUUUGGUAUGAUAUUCUUGAAGCUCGGUAUGGCAAUUUGAGGAAGAGAAUUAUUUCAAAACGCGGUUUCGUAGCAGCAGGCCUUGCGUCUCUAUGGUGGAAGGAUAUCAUAAAGAUUGGAGAUUCUUGUAAACAUAAUAGUUUUCUCAAGAAAUUGUCUUGGAAGUUGGGUGAUGGUGAACUGUUUUCUUUUUGA